GAUCUGAGGAUCUCUCUGUUGCAUGGCCUUGUCAUUAACAAAAAGCAGCAAGAGUGGAAGGUUGUGGAGCUCGUCUCAUCCUUGUGCAUGCUGUGUCGGACCCAGUGAUGAGAGGGUCCCAACAACAGUGAGACCCACAACACUCACGCUUUCUCUCACCCCUCCACUUUAACCUCUGAGUUACACUCACUGCUCUCCUUUGGAUUAUUGCUUUUUUUGAUGCUGAAUCCUAUGUAGGAUCGAAAGAAGAAUCUGCAAGGAGGAUUAACUUUGCAGCUUGUUUUUUCUUUUUCUUUCCAACUUUUUCUCCACUGAAGUUGGUUAUAUUCAUCAUCUCAUCUGUAUGAGAUUUUCUUCAGCUGGAAUAAUGCCUUUGUGCUGGAGUAGAAGCUCCUGGUUUCCAGUGGUGUUUGGUGCUGCGCUCGUUGUUCUUACUGCUGGUAAUGCUGGACCCAACCAGGACAGGAGGCAGGCUGGGUCGUCCUCGUGCUUUGGAGGCUUUGAUCUUUACUUUGUUUUGGACAAAUCUGGGAGUGUGCAGAAUCACUGGACCGAAAUCUACCACUUUGUUGAACAUUUAGCUCAUAAAUUCAUAAGUCCACAGUUGCGGAUGUCCUUCAUUGUGUUUUCCACUGAGGGAAGGAUCUUAAUGAGCCUGACAGAAGACAGGGAACACAUUCGCAAAGGUCUAGAAGAGCUCCAGAGGGUUCUUCCAGGGGGAGACACCUUCAUGCAUGAGGGCAUCCUGAGAGCUAGUGAGCAGAUUUACUACGGAAACACUGAAGGUUAUCGCACUGCCAGUGUUAUCAUAGCUCUGACAGAUGGAGAGCUGCAUGAGGAUCUUUUCUACUACGCUGAGAGAGAGGCCAACCGCUCCCGAAGUCUGGGUGCCUCAGUUUACUGUGUGGGGGUGAAGGACUUCAAUGAGACACAGCUGGCAAAGAUUGCUGAUAGUAAGGACCAUGUCUUCCCUGUAAAUGAUGGAUUUGAGGCCUUGCAGGGGGUCAUUGACUCGAUCCUGAAGAAGUCCUGUAUCGAGAUUCUGGCAGCAGAGCCCUCUAGUAUCUGUGCAGGAGAGUCCUUCCAAGUGGUGGUGAGAGGAAAUGGAUUCCUCCACGCCCGCAAUGUCGAUAAGGUCCUGUGCAGCUUCCGCAUCAACGACACCCUUACUAAGAUGGUGAAGCCUUUGAUUGUGGAAGAUACAUAUCUUCUCUGCCCUGCACCAGUGCUCCAAGAUGAGGGGAUGGCAGCAAACCUUUAUGUCAGUAUGAACGAAGGUCUCAGUUUCAUCUCCAGUUCGGUCACCAUUACCACUGUGGGCUGUUCUGAUGGGACCAUCCUGGCCAUAGCUCUUCUCAUCCUGAUGCUGCUCUUGGUCUUGGCUCUCCUCUGGUGGUUCUGGCCUCUCUGCUGCACUGUGAUCAUCCAUGAACCCCCACCACCAGUUGCGGAGGAGAGUUCGGAUGAUGAAGACUUUGAUGCCCCUAAGAAGAAAUGGCCGACUGUGGAUGCCUCCUACUACGGAGGAAGAGGAGUUGGGGGAAUCAAAAGGAUGGAGGUUCGCUGGGGUGAGAAAGGGUCCACCGAAGAAGGAGCAAAGCUGGAGAAGGCCAAAAAUGCCAAAGUGAAGAUGCCUGAGCAGGAGUAUGUGCCGCCCCCCACGCGGGUUCUCAAUAACGGCAUGACCAAACCCCCGGGGCCACGCAAGUGGUACUCACCCAUCAAGAGCAAACUGGAUGCAUUGUGGGUACUUUUAAGAAAAGGCUACGACCGUGUGUCUGUAAUGAGACCUCAUCCGGGUGACAAGGGCAGAUGCAUGAACUUCACCCGCAUAAAGUCUCCCCUUCCUCACUACCCACACUACAACCACCACCCAUCUCCUAUCUACAACCCUCCCAGCAGGAGUCCACCUCCACCGCAGUGCAACCUCCCACCGACCCCCGGCAGCCCUCCAUCAUCUCCAUCAUUCUCCUCCUCCACCCUUCCACCGCUGCCUCCAACACAUCCUCCUACCUCCACCACUCCCUCCCCUCCCAUCACGCCUCCCCCUUACACGCCACCUCCCAACCGGGCUCUUCCUCUUACCACCCUGCACAUACCUGCGCCGCCAGCGUUCCCACCCACCCCUCCACCCUCUGCCUCCCCGACCGGUUCCCUGCCUUCUCUUCCUCCUUUGGGACCUCCUCCGGGACGAGCCCCUCCACCUGCCCGUGCACCACCUCGCCCUGGCCUGUAGAGCUCUGGCAGCAGACGGGAGAGAGUUUAAAAGGAUUUAAAAAGGCAACUCACCAGCCCCACCAGCAAUCAGUACAUGACCAUCCUUGAUUGCACCUGCAAGCGAGGACAUGAGUGCCUCGUGCCACGCUCAGUGGGCUGUGGCCUUUCUGCCUUGUGAAGUGGUGCAGUGAUGCCUUGUUUUCAGCUAUUUGUUUACAGUGACUUUUGUACACAUUUAGCCCAACAGUGCAAUUGCUCUAAUGCUUGAAUUACACAGACAUUCCCUACAAAUGAGGUAAUGCAGGCCGGCUCAAAAACAUUUGCCUCUGUGGUCCUCAGAGCUGCUUCAGGCCCUGUUGUCCCCUCCAUGAGCACACAAGAUUGGAUGAAUCCUGACCAAGCAGGGGAACAAUAGCUUGUACUAAUGCCUCUGUACGUAGGCUCUAAACAAGGAGCACAAUCGUGUUUAAAAUGGUCAUGACACUAAAGUAUGUGCUUGUGUAACAUUCUUAUCUUUCCUGAUAAUAGAUAAAAGAUAUUGCAAAUGUUCCACAUACAGCAGAUUUAGAAGAAUCUGAAAAUCCCCGUUUGUGUACUCUUGAAUGUUGAGCAAUUGCAUGCAAUAGCGUUUGAGUCAGCAUUUUUGUUCUUUUUUAUAAUGUUUCUACCUUGUUUUAUACAACAUAAAUACAUUUUUUAUUUGUACUUUUAUUGUGGAGUAGACCACAUUUUAGAGUUUUAAUUUUUGAGGUUAGAAAAACAAUCAUUGCUGAUAAACACAUGUACAGUAAGCGUAUUGCAAUGCAACGUCUGUGAACUUGUUCUUGCAACUUUUGACUCCCAUGCCGUAUUAAACCAGACUAAUGUGAGUCACAGCUGGCUUAUUUUUUGUACACAUCAGAGUAAACAAUAAAUUGGGAUAUAGACACAAAAUUAUCCCUAUUACUAUGACCGACCUGACCAAGAUGACUGCAGUCACUGCUAUAGUUGCAUAUGCUCUGUCUAUCAAUAUGUGGACAAAAAUAUGUCAGAGUCAGGGAAAAACAAUAUGUGUAAAUAAUCAUUUUGAUAUAACCAUGUGUGCGCGUGUGUGUGUCAGAAAGAAAGAGACCAGUCUACUGUAUGUAUUCAUGACAGCCAGUCUCACAGUAGACUGACCUCAGUCAGUAUGCUAGUUUUAUCAGCUUAAACAAAAAUGAUCUGUUUGGUUGUUUUUUGCACAAGAUGCUUUCAGUUCCUCAAAGCAUGGAACAUGAUAAAAGCAUGUUGUUUCAUGGGUCAUAUAAAGUUCAGUGUAGAUUAAAAGAAGAUUCAAAGGUUGAUAUGAAGCUGUUCUUUGUUGGUAUUCAGAGGAGUCUCAGCAGAAUGCAGUGCAGAUUGCGAGCUCAUCUUUAGCAGUCAGAGAGGAUCUUUCACUGAAAGUCUUAUAUAAAUGUCCUGGCAAAACUGAACAGACAGUAUGUAACUUUCCACCAAUACAGUAUGUAUAUACCUAUGUUUGUUUAAUUCAAAAUGAAAGUAAACAAUUUAAGUGUAUUAAAUUGGA
Molecule: messenger RNA, 3763 nt
Organism: Siniperca chuatsi (mandarin fish)
Lineage: Eukaryota; Metazoa; Chordata; Actinopteri; Centrarchiformes; Sinipercidae
Product: anthrax toxin receptor 1-like
Exons: 18
Coding region: 344-2236 (630 amino acids)
Cellular component (GO): membrane
Molecular function (GO): signaling receptor activity
Source: RefSeq, a predicted model, not a curated record